CGCGGCGGUAAAUCUCAGCUGCUGCUUGAUUUUUCUUGGAAAGUUUUUGAAGAAUUUGAUAAAACUCUUCAAAAUAAAAAAUACUCAUUAUCAAAAAUUCAAGUGUAUUAACAAAAGUUCGAUCUUAAUCUAAUCAUGACCCAAAAAAUGUUUUAAUAUCUAGUUAACAUACGUCAGCAAUUUACAAAAUAAUGAAUUCGAGUAACGAAAUAAUAGUGGUAGAGAGGGCCCACGGGGGCCUUCACUGUGAUAAAGACGCAUUGACGGAUAUGUUCGGAUGGUUUUUACAAGUGCUCCUGGCCAGUCUCGCGUUCACGUGCCUUAUAGCCAAAAGAUUUUGCGAGCCGAGACUUCACAGAAGAAGCUGGCUGAUUUGGUUCUAUGAUACAUCGAAGCAGGGAAUGGGUGCGAUGACAAUACAUUUGGCUAACGUAUGGUUAGCUGGACAGUACCAGGGUGACCCUUGUACUUGGUACCUCAUCAAUUUUUUACUAGAUUCUUCUUUGGGACUUUUAAUAAUCUUUGUGGGUAUAAGAACUUGUCAAUAUUUAUCGCGUAAAAAAGGUUGGGAGGCUAUUAAUUUUGGUGAAUAUGGCAAGCCCCCUAAUGUCCACGCUUGGCUAGCACAGUGUUGUUUAUAUGUGUGUCUUAUGGUCAUAGUUAAGGUUUCUAUAACCCUGUUCAUGCAGCUAGAUUUCUGGGAGAACGUGAAGAAUUUCAUAUUGAGUCCGCUGGAUAAUCCUAAAGUUGAACUGGCUUUUGUGAUGCUGAUUAUUCCAUUUUUUAUUAAUAUGUUGAUGUUUUGGGUAACAGACAACUUUUUAAUGUACAAAGAUCCCAGUAAAAGACGAAGAGACAGCUCAGAGGUCAGCCUGUUAGAAAAAGCUAAAGUGAAAUACAGAAGUUUACGGAAGAAAAAAUCUGAUUCUGAAAGUGACAUACUUUUAUCUGCUGACGACGAUCUCCUUGAUCCUGAACAAGUGCCUACAAGAGGAUCUAUCCAUACAUAAAUCUUAAUUUAUGCUUGCAAAAUUGUCAUUGCUUAAAUCAUCGCCAACAUGGAUAUUCUGCUUUAAAGUAAAAAUAUCGAAACUUGAGAUUAAAGGACAAAGAUUAUAAAUCCAUGAAAGUGCAUUAAACAAAUAACAGUGUGGAGGCUUGAUGAGUGUACCAUCCAAAAGUUUUUCGCAUGCAUUUAUUAAGUUAUGUGAUUUUCCUAUUGUUACCGUCAUAAUCAAAGUGAUACUAGUUUUUAAGGUUUAGGGCAUUAGAUUUUAGGAUUCAAAUUUUUUGGUUAUUGCCAUAAUAAUGAGGAGUCUUAUUUAUAUAAUUUUUAUAAGACAUAAUGCCCGUAUUACAUCUGUGUAUUUAUUCGUGUAGUUCAGGGUGACAACAUUAUUUUGUUUUCCAUAAUGCUGAUUUAUGUUGCGUUUGAAGUUUUUCAGUUGUCACCCUGAACUACAUGAAUACACAGAUGUAAUACGGGCAUUAGACAACAAAUAUCAACCAUCAUAUCUUAUUGCAUUUAAGGGCAGGCUUGUUCAUCAACAGUUAAAAAUUCAUAAUUUUAAUUGUUGAUAUAAAAGCAGUCUAAUUUGUUAACAUCACUUUUACUCAGAAAAAUUUAUUGUAUAGUGUUCCUAUUUUAGAACAUAACUUUUAUGUACUUGAUUUUUUUUUUGAGAACAUAAGUUUUAUCGACUAAUACAGGUUAUCACAUCACUAAAAAUCAUCAUACAUUUUCAUUUUAAAAAGUUAAACAGUACUUGUCUUCUCCUGACAUGUUACAUAAAUAUCUAUGAUGAUAAUACUCAAUUUUUUUUUCAGGGUUGGUACUUUUGCUCUUAGUCAAGGUUCAACUAAAGUUUCGAAAUAUGCAGAUCAUACUAUGAAAAGUUUAAACUUUUUUGAGAGCAGAAUUUCCAAUUACUACAAAUAUUGUUAUUGGUUAAAGUUAUUUUGUUAAAAAGUGUUAUCUACCAAAUAUUAGACUUAAGAUAAAUGAGAAUACUAUUGCGAACGAAUACUUAGACUUAAGGCCUAACAAUAAAUACCUACUCUUUCCCUCUGUGCAGAGUGAUAAUAAUUUAACAAUAAAUAAGGAUAUUUUUG
Molecule: messenger RNA, 2112 nt
Organism: Ceutorhynchus assimilis (cabbage seed weevil)
Lineage: Eukaryota; Metazoa; Arthropoda; Insecta; Coleoptera; Curculionidae
Source: the annotation of a GenBank genome assembly